AUGUCUGCGCAAGCUCCCCAUCCUACGGUCCUCAUCCCAGGGCCGAUUGAAUUCGACGAUGCCGUUCUUCAGUCCAUGUCGACGUACGGAGAGAGCCAUGUCGGCCCAGCUUUUGUCAAGAUAUUCGGCGAGACGUUGACUAUGCUUCGACAGCUUUUCCAAACCAAGGCUCCAGCCUCCCAGCCGUUUGUGAUUGCUGGCUCUGGAACGCUGGGCUGGGACUUUGUUGCGUCGAACUUGAUCGAACGCGGUGAAGAUGCCAUGGUGCUGCAUACCGGCUACUUUGGGGACUCACUGGCUGCCUGUCUGCAGACCUAUGGUGCAAACGCAACGCAGCUAAAGGCCCCAAUUGGCGAUAGACCGUCGCUUGAAGAGAUUGCAAAGGCUCUACAGGAACGUGACUACAAGAUCUUGACCGUGACACAUGUCGACACCUCUACGGGUGUGCUGAGUGACAUCAAGGCGGUCACGGAAGUUGUCCGAAAGGUCAGCCCCAACACGCUGGUCGUCGUCGAUGGUGUCUGCUCGGUGGGGUGCGAGGAGAUUGCCUUUGAUGAAUGGGAUCUCGACGUGGUACUCACUGCCGGCCAAAAGGCCAUUGGCUGCCCGCCAGGGCUGAGCAUCCUGAUGCUCUCGGGCCGUGCCAUGGACCGAGCAAAGAACAGGGCCACCCCUCCGGCGAGUUACUAUGCUUCGAUCCAGAACUGGUUGCCCAUCAUGCAGAACUAUGAGGCUGGAAAACCAUCCUACUUUGCCACGCCUGCCACCCAGCUGGUGCGCGCGCUGCACACCUCUCUUACCCAGAUCACCUCCAAGCCACUCGCAGAGCGGUUUGCGGUCCACAGAGCUACGUCUCAGCGGGUGAAGAAGGCUGUGUCCGACAUGGGCCUCCAGCAGCUAGCAACCAAGGAGGAGAACCAAGCAAACGCCAUGACGGCCAUUCGUCUGCCAGAGGGCCUGACUCCGCCCGACGUUCUUCCAAAACUUUUCCAGAGGGGCCUAGUCUUUGCUGGUGGCCUGCACAAGGAGAUUGCUUCCAAGUACAUUCGAUUCGGCCACAUGGGAGUGAGUGUGACGGAUCCCAGGCGGGACGAUAUCGACAAGGCCCUCGUCGCCUUGAAGGAGGUGUUUGAGGAAGUGAAGAAGUGA
Messenger RNA from Microsporum canis CBS 113480, 1149 nucleotides. Its product is annotated as alanine-glyoxylate aminotransferase. Lineage: Eukaryota; Fungi; Ascomycota; Eurotiomycetes; Onygenales; Arthrodermataceae. Gene Ontology annotation, cellular component: peroxisome. The record is from RefSeq and is a predicted model, not a curated record. Gene Ontology annotation, molecular function: L-serine:pyruvate transaminase activity; L-alanine:glyoxylate transaminase activity. The transcript is spliced from 2 exons. The coding region runs from base 1 to 1149 and encodes 382 amino acids.